GAGACGGCUGAGCCCGCGGAAGGCGGCGGCGGCACCUGCGAGCGGAGGCUGAGACAGGGCAUGGCGGCGCCGUCGGCUCUGUGAGGGCAGAGCGGCCGCGGGGGCCCGCCAUGCGCCGGCGGCCCUGACAUGGGCGCCAGCGGCUCCAAAGCUCGGGGCCUGUGGCCCUUCGCCUCAGCGGCAGGGGGCAGUGGCUCAGAGGCGCCUGGCGCGGCGGGUGCUGAUCAAGCUUUGAUGCGGUCGCGAGGCCGAGCGGUGCCCCCCUUCGUCUUCACGCGCCGCGGCUCCAUGUUCUAUGACGAAGAUGGGGAUCUGGCUCACGAGUUCUAUGAAGAGACAGUCGUCACCAAGAAUGGGCAGAAGCGGGCCAAGCUGAGGCGGGUGCAUAAGAACCUUAUUCCUCAGGGCAUCGUGAAGCUGGAUACGCCCCGCAUCCAUGUGGAUUUCCCUGUGAUCCUCUAUGAAGUGUGAGCCUGGGGGGAGUCAGGCACAAGCGCCCCCUGCCGCAGCAAGAAAUUCCCAGGCUCAAGGUGUGGCUUCCCUUGAGGAACUCAGGCUGGGGCCACAACCCUGAAUAAACUCCGUUGGCCUGGAACCUUCAGCUGUGAGCAGGGCAGUCCUUCAGUGUUGGUUUGUGUAUGGACAAGAAGCAGGACAGAACUACCCUGGUCAGGAAUGCCUGAUUCUUGUGCCCUUGCCUGGCCUGCUUUCUUCCAAGCUUGCCUGGGGCCCAGCCCUGGUUGAGGCUAUAGCACUUUACAAGUAAGGUCUGCCUUCUUCCAGCCCCUGGGCUGUGGGGGCUAUACACAAGUGGGAACUUCCUUUCCUUCACUUUCCUUGUCCCCUUGUUGGAGGAUUUCAGCCGUUUGCUACCUCGAUUCCUCCUGUGUUGGACAGAGGCUGGGGGCAAUGCCAGCCUGAUGCCUAUGCAUCUGUUCCUACUCCCAGAUGGAUGAACACUUUGCUGGCAGUUGAUAGUAGAGGGGACUGGUGUGGGAGGCUUCUCCUUCCACCCAGGGCUGGGCUGACCUCUUCCCACUGCAACUGGUUGUUGCAUUGGUUCCCCAGUUAAGAGGGUGCAGACCAGGUCAGGAAGAGGUGUGGAUGUCUGUGCCUACAGGGAAUUGCCCCAACCCACCUACUCUGUCUAACCCCCUUUGCCUUUGCACCCCCCCCCCAGGGGACCAUCCACCACCCUGUGAUAAUGGACAGCACCCCAGGGCUGGUCGCAGUAGCUCUGAGGUGCCCAGCAACCCUCAUCCUAUAGUAUCCCCACCCCUUCAGGAUCAGUCAAGGGAAAGUACUGGAGCCCUUGCCUUUUGUGCCCUAAGUAGGGACAGAAAGGAGGGAACAAUAAUAAAAGGAAGACUUAAAAUGUGAAGGUUUGUAAAUAGUCUAGUCCAUGAUGUUGUUGGGGCAGACUCUGAUUUCUAUGUAAGAUGGCCUUUUUUUUUUUUUUUUUUUAAAUUCCUUUACUGUGCAAGCUGUGUGCUUCUAGAAUGUGGGAAAAUGGCUAGGGGAGGGUGGUCCCCAGCCUAGGAAGGCUGCUGUGUUAUUUGUUAAAUUUCAAUAAAAGUAUUUGUAGAUCCUGCACACAAGAGUGACAUCCUAUGGGGCUGAGCCCAGACUGCAGCCAGCAGGUGGCAGUGUGCACACGGACCUUGCUGCAGGGUUGGGGUGGAUAGAGGUGGGACUCAGGAUGGAGGCUCAUUGUGUUCAGAGUGGUGGGGAU
Trichechus manatus latirostris (Florida manatee) is the source of this 1732-nucleotide messenger RNA. It is a transcript of the gene TUSC2, whose product is annotated as tumor suppressor 2, mitochondrial calcium regulator. The transcript is spliced from 3 exons. The record is from RefSeq and is a predicted model, not a curated record. Gene Ontology annotation, cellular component: mitochondrion. Gene Ontology annotation, biological process: regulation of mitochondrial membrane potential; inflammatory response. The coding region runs from base 130 to 471 and encodes 113 amino acids. Lineage: Eukaryota; Metazoa; Chordata; Mammalia; Sirenia; Trichechidae.